AUGUAUGAAAAAAAAAGGAAAGUUUCAAAAAAACAGAGUGAAAGUAAAAUAUCUUUAUUAAAUAAAAAUAACAAAGCAGAAUUGAGGCUAAAAAAAAAAAGAAAAUUUGAUAAAAUAUUAGAAGAAUUAGAAAACAAAUCAAAAAGACAUUGCAAUUUUAAUAGUAAUUCUAAAAAAACAGAUCAAAUAUUCGACAUAAAUAAGUUAUCAUCAAGUAGUGAUAAUGAUAUAUCAAAUGAUGAAAGUCAUUCUAUAUUAAAAGUAUAUGAGAGUAACAAUAAUCCUGAUAAUAGAAACAACAUUCGAGAAGUUUCUUUAACAGAAAAUAAGAAACAAAAAAAUCAAAAUUCAGAUGAUAAAGAGUCCAAUGUAAUAUAUUUAGGAAGAAUACCACAUGGUUUCUAUGAAUCAGAAAUGAAAAGCUAUUUUAAACAAUUUGGUACAGUAACACGGAUUAAACUAUCACGUAAUAAAAAAACAGGAAAAUCAAAACAUUACGCAUUUAUUGAAUUUGAAUCAGCUAAAAUAGCCAGAAUUGUUGCAAAAACAAUGAAUAAUUAUUUACUUUUUGGUCAUAUUUUAAAAUGUUCAGUGAUUCCUCAAAACAAAAUUCACAAGUCCAUGUUUAUUGGCUCGAAUAAACAAUUUAGACCAAUACCAUGGUCUAAAAUAAUAAAAAAACGCUACGAAGAACCAAAAACUAAAAAACAAUGGAUAAAAUUACAAAAAAGAAAUGACAGUCGUCUUAGAAAAAAAAUGCUUCUAUUAAAAAAAUUAGAAAUUAACUAUGAAUAUCAAAAAGAUAAAGUAAAUAGAUAA
This is a messenger RNA of Pneumocystis jirovecii RU7, 819 nucleotides long. RefSeq names its product rRNA-binding ribosome biosynthesis protein NOP15. Gene Ontology annotation, biological process: maturation of LSU-rRNA from tricistronic rRNA transcript (SSU-rRNA, 5.8S rRNA, LSU-rRNA). The record is from RefSeq and is a predicted model, not a curated record. Gene Ontology annotation, cellular component: nucleolus. Gene Ontology annotation, molecular function: RNA binding. Lineage: Eukaryota; Fungi; Ascomycota; Pneumocystomycetes; Pneumocystales; Pneumocystaceae. Bases 1 to 819 code for a protein of 272 amino acids. The transcript has 5 exons.